Molecule: messenger RNA, 1218 nt
Organism: Aspergillus japonicus CBS 114.51
Lineage: Eukaryota; Fungi; Ascomycota; Eurotiomycetes; Eurotiales; Aspergillaceae
Exons: 3
Coding region: 325-1218 (297 amino acids)
Source: RefSeq, a predicted model, not a curated record
UGCAAAUCUCCUACAGCACUCUAUGUCAAGCAAGCAUCAAUGCGUACAAGUGUUCUUGCAAUCCGGUCCGCCAAAUCUUCUUGGGACUGCCUCCAUGGUAGCAUUGCUCAUGAUAGUUCUUUCUUCGUGGAAUGGUCAAAGGGCGCUGUCGCAAUGCCGAUUUACGCCACCCGACGAGAGUGAUAGCGAGGGUAUAAAUACAGCAGUUCGAACCCUCUGCGAGUUCAAUUUCUGUCUCAUUAUCGUGCACCUUGAUCAUUCCAAUCCCCUGGUUCAGAACAAGAGAAAAUCAGACCGCAAGCACUGCUCAAACCGACUGCCAUAAUGUCUGUCGAGAAACGUCCCAACCCUUCAACUGAGAAGAUAUUCGACGAGAUUGCCGACGCGCUGCAGAACCGAUGUACGGUGCUGCUCUACAAGUGGCUCGCGGAGCGCAUUGUUUACGAAUCCAGGAUCGUCGGCCCCGAGGUGGACAAUCCGCCCUUUGGAGACGAGGCAGAAAACGUUCGCAAUCAUGGUGGCGGAUACCUAUUUGAAUGGCAGCGUUGGCUAAAAGCGAUCUACUUGGAAAUAUACGGUGACAACUUCUGGUAUUUCGGGCAACCUCCGCGGGCAAGCCUGCGGGAAUACAGUGGCUGGACUCUUGACAAAGGUGACGACGAUCAUCCCGAAAGAUCAGUACUUCGCGGGCAGUGUUGGCUAAAUCAAAUCCGCUUGCGCCAUCACGGUGAGGAGUUCCGGAACUUUACACAAGCUAACAGCAAAGACCUCCAGCCUCUGCAGGCGCGCGGGCGGGAAUACAGUUGCUGGGCUCUUGACGAAGGGGUCGAGCCAAUCUUCCACGUCAUUGGUAAGCCUGGAUCAGGAAAAUCGAUGCACGUGGAGGAUCUUAAAUAUUGGAAGGACAAAUACUAUUUUCGAAGCAACAGCUGGUUGGAAACCACCAAGCAAACACUGGAAGCAACAAUCUUCUUCCGCAAGUCCCAGCAAGAAGGACUUAGUGGCGAACAGAACUUUAAUGCCAUGAUUCGCGCCAUCCUCUCUGAGCUCUUACAGCGAGAGAACUAUAUUUGUUUUGCUCGGAAGCAAACAGUCCCAGAGCUGGCUCGCUUGCUGUUUCCUGGCAGGACAAAGAAAAUGCCCAGCCGACCCCUAGAGUUUUUGGAUGAGGAGUGCGUCGCCGCCUGGCAGGCCCGGUACCCAGGGACUACUUCAUAG